AUGGGCAAGGGCAAACCGAAUGGGCUCCGCGCCGGGCGCAAGCUCAAGACGCACCGCCGCGAGCAGAAGUGGGCGAACAAGGCCUACGCGAAGAGCCACAACAUCUCGCAGUACGCGAAGCCCUUCGGCGGCGCGUCGCACGCCAAGGGCAUCGUGCUCGAGAAGAUCGGCAUCGAGGCCAAGCAGCCCAACAGCGCCAUCCGCAAGUGCGUGCGCGUGCAGCUCAUCAAGAACGGCAAGAAGAUCGCGGCGUUCGUGCCCCGCGACGGCUGCCUCAACUACGUCGACGAGAACGACGAGGUCCUCGUCGCGGGCUUCGGCCGCCGCGGCCACGCCGUCGGCGACAUCCCCGGCGUCCGCUUCAAGAUCGCCAAGGUCGCCGGCGUGUCGCUCCUCGCGCUCUACAAGGAGAAGAAGGAGAAGCCGCGCUCGUAG
Aureococcus anophagefferens is the source of this 435-nucleotide messenger RNA. RefSeq lists its product as hypothetical. The coding region runs from base 1 to 435 and encodes 144 amino acids. Gene Ontology annotation, biological process: translation. Gene Ontology annotation, molecular function: structural constituent of ribosome. The record is from RefSeq and is a predicted model, not a curated record. Lineage: Eukaryota; Pelagophyceae; Pelagomonadales; Pelagomonadaceae. The transcript has a single exon. Gene Ontology annotation, cellular component: cytosolic small ribosomal subunit; ribosome.